AUCUGUUCUUACGUAUAGUGAAAUUUUCGUGACGAUAGCUCUCUAUAAUAGAAUUUCUGACAUGCGCGAUUCGAAUCUGUCACUUGCCACUUGCCAGUCAAUUGGGGCGUAUAGAGUUUUGGGCCGUGUUUUUAGGGCGUUUUUCGACACCCUUCCGAUACAGUACCGAUUUGGCCCUGUUUUUUAUUUGUUUUCCCACGUUUUAGUCAUAAUUUAGUGCCGCGACAUCAUCAAUUUCCUUUUUCCUCUACGAAAUCAAGUAGAAAAACGCUCGCGACUUCCCUAAAACGCCGAAUUUUAUGCAUUUAAAACUACCGGCGCGAUUCUAAAUUUAACCGGUUAAAUUUUAAACAGGCAGAUUAUGUUUUCUUCGUGUUUUAGUAGCGGAAAAGCCUCGUAAAAUGUUUAUUUCGCUCGUAUCGGUGCGUUUGUUUACUGUUGGACUGAUUUGCGCAAAAGAAUCGGCGUAUUGUUGACAGUUUUUCCAAUAGGAGGAAACGGUUUAGUUUUUCUUAAUUUUCAACACCAUGGCAGAAGAAGAAGUGUUGUUUGACGAUGUGUAUGAUUUGUGCGAAGAAAUAGGAAGGGGUCCCUUUAGUAUAGUUCGUCGAUGUAUACAUAGACAGACUGGUCAGCAGUUUGCUGCAAAAAUUGUAGACGUAGCCAAAUUUACAUCUAGUCCUGGUCUAAGUACGAAUGAUUUAAAAAGGGAAGCUACAAUAUGUCACAUGUUAAAACAUCCACACAUCGUAGAGCUUUUAGAGACUUAUUCGUCAGAAGGAAUGCUGUAUAUGGUGUUUGAAUAUAUGGAUGGAUCUGACUUAUGUUUUGAAGUAGUAAAAAGGGCAACUCAGGGUUUUGCAUAUAGUGAAGCUGUAGCAAGUCAUUACAUGAGGCAGAUAUUAGAAGCUCUAAGGUAUUGUCACGAAAAUGAUAUAAUACACAGAGAUAUCAAACCGGAAAGUAUAUUAUUGGCUACGAGGGAGAAUUCUGCUCCCGUAAAAUUGGGUGGAUUUGGAAUUGCGAUACAGUUACCUGAUAGAAAUCUAAAUAAUGUUCCUGAAAAUGGUGUGUGCGAAUACAGGAGCAACCUGAGUCCCAUGGGCCGGAUGUAUCUGAAGAGUGACAGAGCCGGUAGACUAGGUUGUCCGCAAUAUAUGGCCCCUGAAGUAGUGGAGAGGCGACAAUAUGGGAAAGCAGUGGAUAUUUGGGCUGCUGGUGUACUCCUUCAUGUGUUACUCUCUGGUACUUUGCCCUUUCAUGGUAGUGGCAGAAGAUUGUACGAGGCUAUUUGCAGAGGGAAAUUAUCACUAAGCACUGCAACUCAGUGGGAAUUUAUCAGCGAUAGUGCGAAGGAUUUAGUACAGCAAAUGUUAAGUGUCGAUCCCAAACAAAGGAUAACUAUACAAGAAAUUUUGAAUCAUAGGUGGUUGAGGGAUCGCGACAAAGCCUUGAGAAUACAUCUGAAUGACACUAUAGAGGAAAUGAAAAAGUAUAACAAUAGAAGAAAAUUGAAAACUUGCGUUUUGAAUGCUGUGAAUUCGAGUAAAUGGUACAAUUAUGACGAGACUGUUGCUGAUGAUUUUGUGUGUGAUUUUGGGGACGACGAGGUCACAUCUACUGCUGUGUCGACUAUCAUGGACCGUUUAGAUGACAUUUACUGUCUGCAGGAGUCCCAACCUCAGGAGAGACCUCAUCUCUUAGCUCUGUUAGAAGAUACGCAUCUUCAUUCGAUUUUAGAAAUUUUUGACCAAGUAGUAACGAGACUUCCCACGCCGAUCAAGGCGCCAUCUAACGAUGCGGUGCAGUGUCUGCUGUAUAUGUUGGAAACGAUAAAAGAGUCGGAACAUCGUAGAGACGUGGACAGGAGGGAUCUGCACGAGCUGAAGGAGUUGCUCAAUAGGCCACAUUUUAAGGCUCUUCUGCAAGCCCACGACGUUGUAGCGCACGAAGUCUAUGGAGAAGACGCCGUACGAGUUACCCCUCCCCCACUCCUACCCUACCUCAAUGGUGGGGAGGAACUGGACGGCCCCAAUGGCGACCUGGAAAUGGAGAACGUCACCAGGGUGAGAUUGGUGCAGUUCCAGAAGAAUACCGACGAACCUAUGGGUAUAACGCUGAAGAUGGACGAAGAUGCAAAAUGUAUAGUGGCGAGGAUCAUGCAUGGUGGCAUGAUACAUCGCCAGGCUACCCUGCAUGUUGGUGAUGAAAUUCGAGAAAUCAACGGCAUACCUGUAGCCAAUCAGUCUGUCAAUGCAUUGCAACGGAUCCUUAGAGAAGCCCGCGGCUCUGUCACGUUCAAAAUAGUUCCCUCAUACCGAAGUGCCCCACCACCUUGCGAGAUAUUCGUUAGAGCUCAGUUUUGCUAUGAUCCUCUCGAAGACGAUCUCAUACCUUGCGCACAAGCUGGCAUCGCUUUCAAUAUUGGCGACAUCCUUCAGGUAAGGAAACAAUAA
Sitophilus oryzae (rice weevil) is the source of this 2456-nucleotide messenger RNA. RefSeq names its product peripheral plasma membrane protein CASK-like. The transcript is spliced from 15 exons. The coding region runs from base 528 to 2456 and encodes 642 amino acids. Gene Ontology annotation, molecular function: calcium/calmodulin-dependent protein kinase activity; ATP binding; calmodulin binding. The record is from RefSeq and is a predicted model, not a curated record. Gene Ontology annotation, biological process: protein phosphorylation. Lineage: Eukaryota; Metazoa; Arthropoda; Insecta; Coleoptera; Curculionidae. Gene Ontology annotation, cellular component: neuron projection; cytoplasm.